This is a messenger RNA of Brienomyrus brachyistius, 2889 nucleotides long. Its product is annotated as transmembrane protein 108-like. Gene Ontology annotation, cellular component: early endosome; postsynaptic density; endosome membrane. Lineage: Eukaryota; Metazoa; Chordata; Actinopteri; Osteoglossiformes; Mormyridae. Bases 440 to 1441 code for a protein of 333 amino acids. The record is from RefSeq and is a predicted model, not a curated record. The transcript is spliced from 5 exons. Gene Ontology annotation, biological process: dendrite extension; postsynaptic density organization; retrograde axonal transport.
CCAUGGCAGUCACUACUGAGCCACCAUAAAGAGUGGCUUUUCAUCCAACCUAUACCUGUGUGGGUCCGAACGGCUCCCCUGAUUAAUGGGCUCCGGUGAUGGAGGUGCUCCACGCCGCAGCGCUGUAUCCUCAUUGUUAUUCUACGGACGUAGGUCGCUCACAGCUCAGCAAUCCCACGACAUCUCAUCCAGACCUCCCAACGCAUCCUUCAGCUCCGGCGCUUCAGUUUAUAUCUGACAGGCGCCUCUGUGGGGGGAGCGAAGGUCCUUCUGCGAAUCGCAGAAGCGGGUCGCUGUCUGGUCCGAGCUCACAGGACGUUGUGGGACCGACCAGGCGGCGUGUGCUUGGGGGUCGCUGCGAUCGAAGACUCCGCUAAAUCAAGGUCCAUCGGAUGAGAACCAUGAGCAAAGUGGGGGAAGAGUUGGACCAAAUGAUACCAUGAAGAGAAGCCUGCAGGUGCUGCUCUGCCAGCUGCUGAGUGUUCUCGCGAUCCUGCCCAAACAGGAGGCCUCAGAACAGGAGCCCUUGCAUGAAUCCACAGCUGCAACCUCCACGCAGCAUUCUGUCCUCUCUGUGGGCCUGCAGAGUGUUCCCGAAUCCGGCCCCGUGGAGCCACCCGCGAGCCAGAGCAGCGUACGGCCUACAGUGGCCUUCAGAUCCCCCGCUGCUAAGCCGCCAACACUCGCUUCUCAGUCCGCACGCAGCACACUGCCGUACGUCGUCACCUCGCAGAAGGCAGCCGUCACCCCUCGUUUGGAAAACAAGGGAGCUGCAUUCUCUCCACCCUCCCUAAGCCACCCGGACGCUCCCCUGUCAGCUCCCCCCACCACAUCCAUUGUGACCAGCAAUCCCAGCCACACUGUGACAGGAAAUGACAUCACGACGCACGGCGCUGCAGAUGCGUCUCCCAGGCUCGGCAUGGGCGAGGGGCCUCGUUCCAUGCAUCACCCAGACAAAGGCAGUGCGAACGUAGCCUCACCCUGGAGGCAUUCCCCCACCACUGUGGCCCCCUACGUUGCCACCAGUUUCCUCAACAGACUGGUCCCAGUCCCUGAAUCUGGACCCACUGGCCCGGGCUAUGACGCGCCGCACUCACGGGGCACGCUCUGCCUGGACAAGGCCAACAUAGCAUGGCUGGUGCUGGCCAUCACCGUGCCAGCUUCCUCCUGCUCCGUGCUCCUGACCAUCCUCUGCAUGAGGAGGAAGAAGCGGACGUCCGGCCAGGAGAACAACCUGAGCUACUGGAACGAUGCCAUCACCAUGGACUACUUCAACCGGCAUGCGGUGGAGCUGCCACGUGAGGUGCAGGCGCUGGAGACGGUGCAGGAGCACGGAGCCGGUGUGCCCCCCAGUGGACACUUCACUGACAACGGCAUGGUGCUGAUCAACCCAUUCUGCCAGGAGACUCUGUUCAUCAACCAGAACACAGCAACAUCGUGAGACCGAAAAAGAGAAAGCCACCGUAUUUCCAAAGGUUUUCAAAAUACUGGCAUAUGUGAUAACCUGUAAUAAACGUGUGUUAUAUGUAGAAACCAGCACACAUAUUGUGAAAAUGGAGGAUGAGUGCUAUAAGGGUGCCCUGUGUAUUUUUCCGACGUGCUUUUUCUAUCACAGCUUAAUUGUAAAAUACAUUUAUAUGUCUUUUUUAGAAGUAUCCUUUCCUUGUUUUGUUAUAAGAUGAAGAUUAAAUGCGUAGCAUAUAUGCUGUAGAGGGAUAAAAAGAUUAUAAUUAUGAGACUAUAUGAUUCUGUAACCCAAGAUUAAAAAAAGCCUGCUGAACUUGAAAUCCACUAGAAGACCUGGGAUGCUGAGGUGGCCUCCAGCUGCAGAGGAAGGUCAGCUUCGCAGUGAUAGCAUUAGCCGCUGGAGUGUUUCUGCAGAAACAAAAGCGCCGGGUGAAUUUUGACUUCUGAGGCCAGUGUGACGGCCCUUGGACGGGCUCCUUGGAAGACAUGGGCUACAGGAAUACGCAGAGCCUGGCUUUCAUAAGUGGCACCUGUGAGAUCACACCAGAGGGCAGAACCCUGAACGUCUUAAGCAUACUUCUGUAUGUACAUGUGCUCCUAUGUCUUUUGUCUCCUCAUCCUGGUGUGUGUGUGUGUGUGUGUGUGUGUGUGUGUGUGUGUGUGUGUGUGUGUGUGUGUUCAGUAUGGUGCAUGUGACCAUGCAGGUUUCCUCUGGAGUAAGGUUUCUUUUCCACAGGGAGGACGGAAAGUGACCUCUGGCUCUGAUUUGGGAUGGACAUCCCUGACCCUAUUCUGUCCUGCGAGACACUGAGACCAAAAAGAGCAAAUGAUGCUUAUUAUUGCACUGCACUGUUUCUGAAAGCGAGGUUAACGCUGACUUGGCUCACAAAGAGGCAAUCAGCCAAUAAGAGCACUGGACGUCUCACGUGGGCCUCACAAAGAGGCAGUCAGCCAAUAAGAGAACUGGAUGCCUCACAAAGAGGCAAUCAGCCAAUAAGAGCGGUGGAUGCCUCACGUGAGCGCACACCGGCAUUUCUGAUUGGCCUGUGGUUUCUGAUCGGUAAGACACACCAGUUAAUGGAGGACAGGUAUAUAUAUACUGAGACUCACUGUGUUGUGUGCAGUCAGGAAAAAAACAAAGAAUAACAGACAAUUACUCCAUAAAUUUUAUUUGUUAGGUUUUCUUUUAACAUGUUUUAUUUUUCAUAGGAUUUCUCACUUAUCCAUCAUGUAUUGAAGGUGGUUUUAGGUUUCAGACACUGAUAGAAUAGAAAGAAGGCAGAUUUUUAAAAUUCUAAUUAUUAUUUUUAUAUAACACACCGAAUAAACGUUGGAUGUUAACCUUAUAUCUAUCUGCCUUUUCCUUUUGUAGUGUACAAACUGUGGUUUUUCACCGUCAAGCAAUAAACGACAUAAGAUUGU